UUAAUGCGCACUGCGAAAAAUCUCAUUGGCUAGAGGACUUCUUUAUAUUUAAGUUUCGCGGCAAGCCCUCUUUCUUUUCCUCUCUCUUUCUCUCUCUGUGCGCGUAAACCCUGCCACUUCUCUUUCCUGUUCUUCUCGUGCUUCAGUGGGAAUCGGAUAAACCCUACACGCGAUACUGAAAAGAUCAAUGGCACCUACUAGGAAAUCUAGAAGUGUGAAUAAGCGGAUUUCAAGUUCAAAUGAUAUUUCUCCUGAGAAAGAUGGUGUUAAUUCAGGUGUUAAUUCAAGUAAAAGCAAACAACGGAAGAAAAAGUUGACUGAUAAAUUGGGAUCUCAAUGGAGCAAGGAGGAAUUAGAGCGAUUUUAUGAAGCAUAUAGGAAGUACGGGAAAGACUGGAAGAAGGUGGCUGCUGUUGUACGUAAUAGAUCCACUGAAAUGGUAGAAGCUCUUUACAGCAUGAAUCGGGCAUACCUGUCUCUGCCAGAGGGUACAGCUUCCGUUGUUGGCCUCAUAGCAAUGAUGACUGAUCACUACAAUGUGCUGGAAGGAACUGAUAGUGAAAGGGAGAGCAAUGAUGCCUCAGGAUCUCGAAAACCUGUGAAAAGAAAGCGUGAAAAGGUUCGGUUUUGUGUCUCUAAAGAUCCUGUUCAGUCUCAGUCUAUUCCUUCCAGUGAUGGAUGCCUCUCUCUAUUGAAGAGGAGACGCGUUGAUGGGAUCCAGCCUCGUGUUGUUGGGAAAAGGACGCCUCGUGUCCCAGUUUGCUACUCUUAUAAGAGAGAUGAUACAGAAAAUUAUGCUUCACCUAAUAAAAAAAUCCUGAAGUCUGCUGUUGAUGCAAAUGAUGAUGAAGUUGCUCAUGUUGUAGCUUUGGCGUUAACUGAGGCUGCACAAAGAGGGGGCUCUCCCCAGGUUUCUCAAACACCAUAUAGAAGAAUAGAGCAAAAGUCCUCCUCUCCCAUCCGGAGUUGGGAAAGAAAGCAUCAAAUGUCAAAGACAGCUCGUGUCAAGGUUCGUGAUGUUUCUGCAGAUGAAGAGUUCUUGGAAGGCAGUAUAGAAAGCCAGGGAGCUGAAAAUGGGGAAUAUGCAAGAGAUAAUAGUUCCUUGUUGGAUAUGGAAGGCAUAGGCACUGUUAAAGUUCUUCAGAAGGGGGGGAAAUUUUACAGAAAGAAAGAGAGAGUGGAAAAUGUUGGAAAUCAUCAGCUUGAUGAUGGUGGAGAAGCAUGUAGCGGCACUGAAGAAGGAUUUAGUUUUAGUUCAUUGAAGGAAAAGGAUUAUAUUGAGGUUACUAAUGAAAAACUUGAAAAGUUUUCUAAAAGAAAUCAGAGGAAUAGAAACAAGAAACUUUUCUUUGGAGAUGAAACACUUGCCUUGAAUGCUUUGCAAACUUUGGCAGAUCUAUCUCUAAUGAUGCCAACAUCUACAAUAGAAUCUGAAUCGUCCAUCCAGUUGAAGCGAGAAAGAAUGACUACUGAUAAAGAUGAUAAGUUUGCUUUACCUGAAGCAACAUCAACAAGCCAUAAGAGACAUAAACUUAAACACACUGUGGUCCCUGAAAUUGAGCUUUCAACCUUCAAAAAAUCUAAGCUAGGAAAGGAAUUGGCAAAGGAUACUAAUGCUCUCUCUGAAUCAAAAGAGCAGCUUCCUUUUGCUGAUGCAACAUGGAAAAGAAAGCGAAAGUCUAUGGUUUCAAAGGUUGCAAAUGCAAAGCUCAAUUCUUAUCCAAGUGGUCCCUUGAAAAAUGAGGCUGUAGAUGAUGAGAACAAACCAAUAAUUAAAGGAAAACACAUUGAUCAGGUUUUUACCCUACCAAAGCAAUUGAAGAUAGUCAGAUCAUCAGAGAGUUCCUUGUGUAGUGAUCAGCAAAAUUUGACAGUAUCAACUGCUGAAGUUCCACUUAUAAGUGGAGUUAGUUUACCAACUAAAAGAAGUAGACGCAAGAUGAUUUUACAGAGAGCAUUCAUGCCUAAAGAGACAUCUUCUGACAACAUAUUGAAAAGUCAACCUGAUAAGUACUCUACCCUCAAGGAAAAGCUUUCUAGUUGCUUGUCAUCUUGUAUGGUUGGCAGAUGGUUUAUUUUUGAAUGGUUUUAUAGUGCAAUUGAUUAUCCAUGGUUUGCCAAAAGGGAAUUCAUGGAGUACUUAAAUCAUGUCGGACUAGGGAAUAUCCCAAGGUUAACUCGUGUUGAGUGGAGUGUCAUAAAAAGUUCCCUUGGCAAACCCCGCAGGUUUUCUGAACACUUUCUACGUGAAGAAAGACUAAAACUUGAGCAGUAUCGGGAAUCAGUGAGGAAACAUUACACUGAACUGCAAACUGGUAUCAGGGAUGGACUUCCAACAGAUUUGGCUAGACCAUUAUAUGUUGGACAACGAGUAAUUGCUCUUCACCCCAAAACAAGAGAGAUUCACGAUGGUAGUGUGCUUACUGUUGACUAUGACAAGUGCAGGAUUCAGUUUGACUGUCCUGAAUUAGGUGUUGAAUUUGUAAUGGACAUUGAUUGCAUGCCGUUGAAUCCACUAGAUAAUAUGCCAGAAGCUCUGAGGAGGCAGAUUGGUGCCAGAAAAGCCUCUCUAUUGACUAAAGAGCCACAGAUUAAUGGAAAAUCGUGUUUUGGAGGGUGCGAAACAUGUACUUCACCAGUGAAGGUACACACCUCUUCAAGUGCUUUAGUAAAGCAAGGAAAGGCAAAGGUUGCUGCCAUUGAUAACCUCUGUGCACAGGCAGGAUACACCCAACUGUGUAAAGUGACGCACCAUCAAGCUAAGGAAGCUGAUAUACAUGCACUUUCUGAACUAAAGCGUGCUCUGGAUAAAAAGGAUACGUUGUUAAUGGAGCUUCAAAAAGCACACAGUGACAUAUUGGAAAACCAAAAUGGCAUACAAUGCUUCAAAGAUUCUGAGUCUUUCAAGAAGUAUUAUGCCACGGUACUUGUAGAGCUAAAGGAAGCCAGUGGACAGGUUUCUGAUACUAUGCUUCAACUGAGGCAACGCAAUACUUGCACAGGAAACUCUCUGCCGCCAUGGAUGAACCCCCAAGCAAGUUUCAAUGUUCACGGUGACCUUUCCAGUAUGUUGGAUAGUUCCGUAAUGCUAGAGUCAGGGUCAACUGUUGUAGAGAUUAUUAAAGGAUCCAGGUUAAGAGCAAAUGCAAUGGUGGAUGCUGCAUUUCAGGCUUUGUCUUUGACAAAGGAAGAUGAAGAUGCUUUCAUGAAGAUUGGACAGGCAUUGGAUUCUAUGAAUCAUCAGCAGUUGGCCUCCAAGUCUCAGCUACCCAUGAUCAGGUCCCAAGAGCAAGUGAAUGGCGGGUUUUAUCAUCAUAAUCAUUCAACAUCCUGUAUAACAGAGCAUUUACUUAAUGAUGUGUGUGGUCCAAAGCUACAAAAUGCUUCUGACAAAGUUGAUGCUGAAAUUCCAUCAGAGCUCAUCACUUCAUGUGUUGCUACAUUAAUCAUGAUACAGACUUGUACUGAACGGCAAUACCCUCCAGCUGAUGUGGCUCAGAUAUUAGAUUCAGCCGUUACCAGCCUGCAGCCGUGUUGUCCUCGAAACCUUCGUAUUUAUAGAGAAAUUCAAAUGUGCAUGGGAAGAAUUAAGACCCAGAUUUUAGCUCUCAUCCCUGCUUGACUUGUACCCUUUCUCCCUGAUCUCUUGUGUAGCUGUACAUAUGAUGCUGAACUAUUUGUUCAGAUCACAUAAAAGCUCCUCGCCCACUUUGUAAUUUUUUUCUUUUCGAUUUGGGGGGGGGGGGGGGUGUAUAAUAACGGUGGUAUUAGAAAUCAUGUAAUUCACCACCGUGUCUUUUUAAUUGUGUCAAAUGGUGG
Abrus precatorius (Indian licorice) is the source of this 3819-nucleotide messenger RNA. RefSeq names its product protein ALWAYS EARLY 2. Gene Ontology annotation, biological process: regulation of cell cycle; regulation of transcription by RNA polymerase II; DNA-templated transcription. Bases 188 to 3622 code for a protein of 1144 amino acids. Gene Ontology annotation, molecular function: DNA binding. The record is from RefSeq and is a predicted model, not a curated record. Gene Ontology annotation, cellular component: nucleoplasm; transcription repressor complex. Lineage: Eukaryota; Viridiplantae; Streptophyta; Magnoliopsida; Fabales; Fabaceae. The transcript has 20 exons.